Messenger RNA from Pelobates fuscus (common spadefoot toad), 3686 nucleotides. RefSeq names its product musashi RNA binding protein 2 (gene MSI2). Gene Ontology annotation, cellular component: cytoplasm. Lineage: Eukaryota; Metazoa; Chordata; Amphibia; Anura; Pelobatidae. Gene Ontology annotation, biological process: central nervous system development; regulation of translation. Gene Ontology annotation, molecular function: mRNA binding. The coding region runs from base 249 to 1493 and encodes 414 amino acids. The transcript has 16 exons. The record is from RefSeq and is a predicted model, not a curated record.
GCUGAUCCCACGUGUGACGAGCUCCUUCCCGGCUCAAUAAUAUUCUCGUAGCGGCUCCGGGCUCAGCUGCUGCCUGUCUCCCCCACUCAGAGUGCCCAGUGCCCGCCUGCCUGCAUGUGUGUGCCGGGCCGCCCUCUCCCCUCACACACCGCACUGCCUGCCCGGCUCGGCUGUCACCUCUCCCCCUCACCUCCUCUCAAUUCUAACACAACAUUCUACAUUCUAAAUAACUGUUUGAAAGGGAUACUAUGGAGGCAGAUGGGAGCCAGGCCACCUCUGGGAGUCCGGCCGAUUCUCAGCAUGACCCCGGUAAAAUGUUUAUCGGCGGCCUGAGCUGGCAGACCUCCCCAGAUAGCCUCAGAGACUAUUUUAGCAAAUUUGGAGAAAUCAGAGAAUGUAUGGUGAUGAGGGACCCCACCACUAAACGAUCCAGAGGCUUCGGUUUCGUUACGUUUGCAGAUCCUGCAAGUGUAGAUAAAGUAUUAGCUCAACCCCACCAUGAAUUAGAUUCCAAGACGAUUGACCCUAAAGUUGCAUUUCCCAGGAGAGCACAGCCCAAGAUGGUCACGAGAACAAAGAAAAUAUUUGUAGGUGGAUUAUCAGCGAAUACUGUAGUAGAAGAUGUAAAGCAAUACUUUGAACAGUUUGGCAAGGUCGAGGAUGCCAUGCUAAUGUUCGACAAAACAACAAACAGACAUAGAGGUUUUGGCUUUGUAACUUUUGAAAAUGAAGAUGUUGUGGAAAAAGUCUGUGAAAUCCAUUUCCAUGAAAUAAACAACAAAAUGGUUGAAUGUAAGAAGGCACAACCUAAAGAAGUCAUGUUUCCUCCCGGAACAAGAGGACGAGCGAGGGGCCUGCCAUACACCAUGGAUGCAUUCAUGCUGGGAAUGGGAAUGCUUGGUUACCCAAAUUUUGUUGCAACGUAUGGUCGGGGAUAUCCUGGUUUUGCCCCCAGCUACAGCUAUCAGUUUCCAGCAAUUUUACCCUAUUUGAAUGCAAGUUUUCCUGCAGCAGCAGCCUAUGGACCAGUAGCAGCAGCGGCUGUGGCGGCAGCUAGAGGAUCAGGAAUCCCAGAUUAUGGUUUCUAUACCUCGCCCGGCGAUCAACGGGCUACGUUGUCGUUCGCGGAUUAUGGUUCCAUGGGGCCUCGAGCGGCACAGAUGCUUCGUAGUGAGCAUGCUGCCUCAGCAAGUAACUCCCCCCUCCAUCACCUUCCCAGCCCGGAUCAGUUUAAGAGCCCAGUUUUGAAUAGCUACAGUGCUCAACCGAAUUAUGGCGCACCAGCUUCCCCAGCAGGCACCAACCCAGGUCGGCCAGGUGGGUUUCCAGGGGCCAACAGCCCGGGCCCAGUUGCUGAUCUCUAUGGAACGGCUAGCCAAGACACUGCUGUGGGUAACUACAUUAGCGCAGCUAGCCCUCAACCGGGAUCUGGAUUUAGCCAUGCAAUGGCUGGGCCUUUGAUUGCAACGGCUUUUACAAAUGGAUACCAUUGAAACGUUUGAUGGGGUUGGUUGCCAUCUCAAUUUGAGAAUUUGUCUGGAUGCCCAGGGAAGACCGGGCGAAGUUUCUAAAUGAUCCCACGUUGGGAUGAUGUCAUCUGCCUAGAGUACUACAUCAUCACUAGUACAAGAUAACCACACAGACACACAACUGGAGAUGGCAUUCUGCAGACUGCAACGGAUUCAAUCUCGUCAUCUCAUGAACCUCCUGUGUUCUAGGAACUACCGCUUUUUCUUUCCAAGAAAAAAAAAAAUGCAGACAUCAUAUAUUGCUUUUAUUGUUGCUUGUGUUUUUAUUGUAUUGUCUUUACAUUUUAUUAGGAGUUGUGUAUCACUUCUUUUAUUUCUUUUUAAUCUUUUUGUGUUUAGUUAAAGCUAACCAGAGUAGAUAAUCCUAUAGUUGAUUUCUUUUUACUUGCCCUUCUUCAUGAUUUUUUUUCACUUCAAGCAGAGAUUGAGAUUUUAACUUGCAUAUAAAGCUUUGUUACCAAUCCGAACAUACACACAGAAAACAAUAACCCAAACUGUGUGCUUCAACGAAAGAAACGCUGCGUUGGGUUUUAGCAAGCAUUGAAUUAAGGUAGGGUAACAUGUUACUGAAGUCAACUUUCAGCGUCAUGAUGUACAUAAUGUAUAAGAACAGCUGACUAAAGUGAAUAUUUAGAUUUUUCUUUUUUUUGUGAUGUCUAUCUUUAUUAAACUAAUUCUAUCUAUUUUCGGCAAUAACUUAAGGACAUAAAAUUUUUGAGUCCUCGGUUUUUCUAUAAGUGCUUUUUUUUUCCUUGUUGAAAAAGGUGAUAUUCUAAGGUUUUUUCUGAAAUUCGUUCUUAAAACAAAUAUACUGUAAAUAUUCUUCCAUUAACUAUAUGUAAACUUGUAGGAAAGAGAAAUUUAAAAAAUAUUUUUGUGAGGGCAUAUUAUCUGCAGCAUCUCUGGCAAAAUAGGGAAUUAAAGGCAUCAUUCUAAACUUUAAACCCUGAGUGAGGUGCCAACGUGUGCCCUUUUUAGAUAGAUUAACACUGUAAAGCUUGUUGUGUAGGUGUUUUAGACCUGAUAACUGUACUAGCGUCAUACCAGCAUAUUACCUAUUUAAACUACGUGCACAGCUUAAAAAGUCUGGUUCUAGUUUUAUGUUGUUUUAAGGUUAAAGCGAAAGAACUUUACCCAGAUUAAAAAGUUAAGCUACAGAUUUGAUAUUUAAAAGUAUUUAACGUUCGAAGCGCACCAUUUAUUUUUGAAUGUUCUCGAUAAUUUAAAUUCGCUCAAUAUAUUGUCCAGUCAUUUCAGCUGCUCUGUUUACCCAUAGUACUCUUCUAGAGCUAAAUUCGUAGGUUGAUGUCUUCAGUGACCGACAUAUGCACGAUAGGAAAGGCAUCUUCUGCCCUCUGUUACAUUAAAACAUUUGUUUUCUCUGUUUAAUAAAUUAGGAAUACAACUAAUUUGUUUUAAUACCUCAGUGCUCAAUAUAUCACAAUAGAAGAGAUGAAAAUUUUAAUUUAUUGUAGAAUUAAUAACAAUAAUAAUAAUAACAACAAAGGUAUAGAACAUCAUUGCACUGUGACUGGUAGGGAAAACUGACAAUUUCCUAUUUGCACAAGUUUAUUUUGGCUAUUUUAUAUAUGUUCCUCUACUGGGGAAAUGUAUGAAGGAUAUUUUUAUUUAAUUUUUUUAAUAUCAAUAAAUAGGCCUAAGACAGCAAAAUAGAAGUACAACUUGGUAUAUCUGGCAUUUAUAGCAUACUGUUGUGUUUAUAUAUAUAUUUAUAUAUAUAUUUAUAUACAUUCACACACAUGUAUGUAUUAGCAUAUGCCAAGGUUUUUUGGGGUUUUGUUUGUUUUUUGAGGGUUUCUUUUUUGUUUUUUUGUUUUUUAAUAAACUGUUACAUGUAUGAAAUUGGUACUUUUUCAUUUCGUACAGCCAGUACAAGACACUGAAUGCUACAUUUCUGAGACAAAAGCUGCUGCACUCCUGUUUUUAUAAAUGUUCCUAACAGGUAGCGAUAACAUAGAAGUUAAAUAGAAUUGAUAUGUCAAACAAGCAAUGGGGGGAGGGGAAUCAUGCUCCCUUAACCCCUUCAUGACUGGACAUGACUUACCAGGAUGGUCAUGAAAGUAAGGGAUCCCAGAACCCUUGUCGUGAAGGGGCUAAAGAAAAGGUUUUUUUUUCAUUUUUCAUUUUGCUUGUUAA